AUGGAGGAAGUGGUGAUUGAAAAUCUUUUCAAUGGUGAGAGAGAAGUGCAGGUUGAAGCUGCUAGAGACCUCAGCAAACUUAGUAGUAAGCAGAGGCAAAAGCUGGCUGAAAGAGGUGUUAUAGAGCCAUUGAUUUUGAUGCUUCACUCACAAGACUACGACGCCAUUGAAGCUGCACUCUUUGCUCUGCUCAGUCUGGCCUUUGGCAGUGAACGAAACAAGAUCCGGAUCAGGAAGUCUGGCGCCAUACCUGUCUUGUUAAGUCUCCUUCAAUGCCAAAGUGAGUCAUUGAUUGAGCUCACGGUUGCGGCUUUGCUGAUCCUCUCUUCUUGCACAGCAAACAAGCUGGCAAUCGCGUCUCAUGGAGUCAUCCAACACUUGGUGGAAUUUCUCAAUGGGGAUUAUGCCGGUGAUCAUAACAAUAUGAAUAGCAGCAUUAGCAUUAGAGCCAAGCUCGAUGUAAUAGCCACACUCCACAAUCUCUCAACUUGUCAUCAGAUCAUUCCAUUAAUUGUCUCCUCGGGUGUACCGUUUUCCUUGCUUCAACAAAUCCACAACUCGGAAAAAUCAUCCGAGUUAGUUGAAAAGAUAAUGGGUCUGCUUGAAAAUGUUGUUUCCAUGUCAGAGACUGCACUUUGUGAAACUGCUAGCUCAGGCGGUUCGAUUCGAGCAUUAGUCGAGACUGUUGAGGAUGGUUCUCCACAAUGCAAAGAGCACGCAGUGGGAAUUCUCCUCCUCAUUUGCCAGAGCUGCAGAGAAAGAUACAGGGGAUUGAUUCUAAGGGAAGGAGUCAUGCCAGGGCUGCUUCAGUUGAGUGUAGAUGGGACAUGGAGGGCUAAAAACGCAGCUAGAGAAUUGCUAUUGCUUUUGAGGGAUUGCUCGAGUUAUGGUUCAAGUAGUGAGCAACCAAAACAUGAGCUUAUAGAGCAGAUUAUGCAAGAAAUUGAUGCAGGGGAGAACGUCGAGGGGACGACACUGAGGCUGGUGGAGGAGAUGAUUGCGAAGCUUAGUACAUGACAAUGCCAUUAUUUCCUGCAAAAUUCCAAGUCUUUUGUCUAGGAAAUAGGCUUUGGGAAGGUUGUAUGUAUGUAUGUGUGUGUAUACAGGAUUGGUUUCGGAUUCUUCUGCUAAUUUUGGAGUCUGAUCUUUAUUUUGAU
Molecule: messenger RNA, 1157 nt
Organism: Juglans microcarpa x Juglans regia
Lineage: Eukaryota; Viridiplantae; Streptophyta; Magnoliopsida; Fagales; Juglandaceae
Product: U-box domain-containing protein 41
Exons: 2
Coding region: 1-1017 (338 amino acids)
Cellular component (GO): nucleus; cytoplasm
Molecular function (GO): protein binding
Source: RefSeq, a predicted model, not a curated record